Branchiostoma floridae (Florida lancelet) is the source of this 1723-nucleotide messenger RNA. RefSeq names its product actin, muscle-like. The transcript is spliced from 5 exons. NCBI's taxonomy places the organism in Eukaryota, Metazoa, Chordata, Leptocardii, Amphioxiformes, Branchiostomatidae. Bases 179 to 1315 code for a protein of 378 amino acids. The record is from RefSeq and is a predicted model, not a curated record.
AGUCUAGUAGAUUUGCUAUAUCGAGUUGUAAUUUUUGCCGAAUUGGUGGUCUAUAUGGCGCUAUGUAAAUGUUCAGACAGUUUAAAAGGACGGACACAGACUGUGAUGAUCACCCAUAGCUCCAGGCAUCUAACCGAAGGUCUCGAACGUUAAGCAGAACCUAUACUAAACCGUCAACAUGUCCGAAGAAGAGGAGGAAGCUACUCCCCUGGUCUGUGACAAUGGCUCCGGACUGGUCAAGGCUGGCUUCGCCGGCGACGACGCCCCUAGGGCUGUCUUCCCAUCCAUCGUCGGCCGCCCAAGACAUCAGGGCGUGAUGGUCGGUAUGGGUCAGAAGGACGCCUACGUGGGUGACGAGGCUCAGAGCAAGAGGGGUAUCCUCACUCUGAAGUACCCCAUCGAGCACGGCAUCGUCACCAACUGGGACGAUAUGGAGAAGAUCUGGCACCACACCUUCUACAACGAGCUGCGCGUCGCCCCUGAGGAGAACCCUACUCUGUUGACAGAGGCUCCCCUGAACCCCAAGGCCAACAGGGAAAAGAUGACCCAGAUCAUGUUCGAGACCUUCAACUCUCCUGCCAUGUACGUCUGCAUCCAAGCUGUCCUAUGCCUGUACGCUUCCGGUCGUACGACUGGUAUCGUGCUGGACUCCGGCGAUGGUGUCUCCCACACUGUGCCCAUCUAUGAGGGCUACUGUAUGCCCCACGCCAUCCUUCGUCUGGACCUGGCCGGCCGUGAGCUGACCAACUACCUGAUGAGAGUCAUGUGCGACCGCGGCUAUGCCUUCGUCACCACUGCCGAGCGUGAGAUUGUCCGUGACAUCAAGGAGAAGCUAGGCUACGUUGCCCUGGACUUCGAGCAGGAGAUGUUGACGGCAGCAACCAGCACUUCCAUCGAGAAGAGCUACGAGCUGCCUGAUGGACAGGUCAUCACCAUCGGCAACGAGAGGUUCCGCUGCGCUGAGGCUAUGUUCCAGCCAUCUUUCCUGGGUAUGGAGUCUGCUGGUAUUCAUGAGACUGUCUACAACAGCAUCAUGAAGUGCGACAUCGACGUCCGUAAGGACCUGUACGCCAACAACGUGCUUUCUGGAGGUAGCACCAUGUUCCCUGGUAUCGGUGACCGUAUGCAGAAGGAGAUGGUGGCUCUGGCUCCCACAACCAUGAAGAUCAAGAUCAUCGCUCCCCCAGAGAGGAAGUACUCCUGCUGGAUCGGUGGCUCCAUCUUGGCUUCCCUGUCCACCUUCGCAGCUAUGUGGAUCAAGAAGUCCGAGUACGAUGAGUCUGGCCCAGCCAUUGUCCACCGCAAGUGCUUCUAAAUGGACAAAACAGCUUUCGUUUCUUGUCCUUUUGCACUGUGUUUGCAUUACGUUGUAUUUCGGGAAUCACUGUUGUGGUCGUCUUUUGUUACUGGGACCAGUUGAACCUACUGUCAUAGAAGAGUGGUGAGAAAGGUGCAGUUGUUGGAGCUAUUGGAUCAUGUCUGGUGAUGUAGAGUACGUGGAUGCCACAGAACGGGACGGGGUCGUAGAAAUAGAUGGUGGAAAACUGAUUCAUGUUGAAAACCAUAUAUGCCGUGAUUGUUAUGUUAUUGUCGAUCCGUUACAUAUGAAUUGUAUGUUUUCGAUAUCUUUUUGUGAAUUCUAACUGCCAUUUAUAUCUACGUUAAGUCGUAUUUGUCGGAUGCUUAUUUCUCUAUUUUCUGUGUCCAAAUAAAGUCUUGUUUC